AUGACUGGUAUUAUAUCCGAGAGUCCGAGUUCAAGGACAAUUAGAAUAGAUUCUCAAAUAUCUCCAGUUGAUCUGGAACAACAGUCUAGAUCUUCAAAUGCUGAUGGUAUCACUCAAGACGUAAAGAUACAAAGGAAAUUAUCGCAACCACCUGCCCUUAGAAUCAUCCCCCCGCUCAAUUUUUGUCCAAUUGAGAAACAUUUAUAUAGAUCUGGACAACCAUCUAUAAUAAAUCAGUCAUUCCUUCAAGAUUUAAAUUUGAAAACUAUACUAUGGUUGGCUAGUGAAGAGCCACAAGAAGAUUUCUUGGAUUAUUGUUCUUCAAAUAAUAUUGAAAUUGAAUUUGUUGGUAUGAUGAAUGAUUAUAAUUAUCAAACGGUUAAUCCAUGGGAUGCAUUAACUGAGGGAACCAUUAAAAAGGCAUUAGAAUUAAUAUGCGACAAGAAGAACUACCCAUUGCUUGUUUGUUGCGGGAUGGGUAGACACAGAACUGGGACCGUGAUAGGUUGCUUAAGAAGAUUACAAGGUUGGAAUCUUGCAAGUGUCAGUGAAGAAUAUAGAAGAUUUACAGGAGCAAGAGGAGGGAGAAUAUUGGUUGAAUUAUUAAUUGAAAGUUUUGAUUUAAAUUUGGUCUCAAUAGAUCCAGAAGCUAUUCCUGAAUGGUUAGCUUGA
[Candida] anglica is the source of this 672-nucleotide messenger RNA. The record is from the annotation of a GenBank genome assembly. NCBI's taxonomy places the organism in Eukaryota, Fungi, Ascomycota, Pichiomycetes, Serinales, Debaryomycetaceae.